Xyrichtys novacula (pearly razorfish) is the source of this 2300-nucleotide messenger RNA. Lineage: Eukaryota; Metazoa; Chordata; Actinopteri; Labriformes; Labridae. The record is from the annotation of a GenBank genome assembly.
AUGGAGUAUUUGUCCGUGUGUGAUGAAUGCUUCAUUACAGAGCAGGAGCAGCUGCUAAACGAGACCGGGUAAGUGUGGUUAGCAGUCAUUUGGGUCUGAGCUCAGGUUGUGAUUCAGUAAUUUGCAGUGGAGUUAUUGUGUUCUUCUUAUGGCCCCACAGAGAGUUCACCAUCGAGACAGAGGGCAAGACGUUCAGACUCACAAAGGACAUGGUUGGAGUGAAGAGAUUCCAGAAAACUCUACACGGUGAGAUUCGCUUGGAAAAUCUGUCAUUUUAUCAUGUAGUUGUGAUAUCUUUUAGUCUCUGGGAUUUUUGGAGUAAACUUUCCCUAAAACACUGCCUCUGUACGUGCUUUUCAUACACAGUGGAGGAAGUUGUUCCGAAUGUGAUCGAGCCGUCGUUUGGCAUCGGCAGGAUCAUGUACACCAUCUUUGAGCACACAUUCCAUGUCAGAGAAGGUGACGAACAAAGAACGGUAAGCUUCAUUCCACAAUUACUAUAAAUGCUCUUUUGAUUUAGUUAUUAACUAGGUUUUUCUUUUUUGACAUUUUUGUUUGUGUUAAAAAAAAUUGGCAAAAAUCUCAGUUUUGUUUGUUGAGAUUGCAAUUAUUGAAAACUAGUGCUGCAACUAAGGACUAUUUUUUUGUCGACUAGUCGUCCGAUUAAUCACGAUUAAUCACUAUCUUCUUUAUUUAUAAACACCUAUUUCCGGGGUGUCGGCGUUUCAGGUGCUCAUGCAUCACCGUGGUGCUGCCAUGGUAGGAAAGCUGAGCUUUGAUCGACGUUUUUUUUUGGUUUGUUCUCCGUAAAAUGUUUCCAAACUUUUGAAGUUUUGGGUCGGAGUUUUGGAGCGUCUUUUUCAGUUUGUCCUGCCGUAAUGUGUGCGCUCUUCUUCUGUGUUUGCUCGCGGGAUGUAAACAGCGAGCGCUACUGCCCCCAGCACAUCCUGUAGUGCACUGCAGUUAUAGAUGAGCAUGAGGCGCCGGCAUGUGAUUCUUAACAACAAUAACACGACGCGUCGACGCUUCGUUUUCGUGUCGAUGAAUUUGUUGUGUCGACGUAAUCGAUUACGUCGACUAAUCGUUGCGGCCCUAUUGAAAACAAACUUGUGGUUUUAUUUUUAUAUCACGUCUAUAAAACUAUAAAGCUCUAAGAGCUCAAAUAUAUUUUAAACUCUUGAAAAAACACACUGAUAAUUGAAAAUAUGGUUAACCUUUUUUCCUUUACAGAGGCAUGCACGUCUAAUUAGUAUUACUACAUUUAAUAAUAAUAAUAAUUAGUUGGGCACUGAAAGGGACUAUGCUUAUUGUUGCAACAUGUUGAAUUCACGAUGAAUUUUUGCACUGCUUUGGACUUCCUUGUGCUCUCAAACUUUGUUGUGCAUCAAUUCAAGCCGUUAAUGAUGAAGUGAAAGUGAGAGCUGUUUGAGGGAAGAGUCAGAGCACAUGCUCUGCUGCAAUGGAACAAUAGAAAGGUGCACUUUGUUUACCCUGUUGUGCAAAAAGGCAGGCGGCACAGUAAUCUGCCUGUCUUGAUUUAGUCAUAGUUUUGAUGAUUCUGGAGAGCCAUACUCGCAGUCGUCGUUAUAAUUUGAUUGCUCGCCCAGCCUACUUGUAUUUUCAUCUGUUUCAUCUGUACUGGUUGCCAUUACAUGAUUUUUCUUCUACUUCUUUGCAGUAUUUCAGCUUCCCUGCGACUGUAUCUCCAUACAAAUGCUCCGUCCUGCCUUUGAGUCAAAACCAGGAAUUCGUGCCUUUUGUAAAGGAAUUAUGUAAGUUCCCACAUAAUGAUAACUCAUGUUUUAUUUCUGUCUGUAAAUAGGAUCAACAGUAUGCCCUGCUGCUGGGUUUCACUUUUUCCCCUCUUCCUCUUUCUCUUAGCCGAGGCAUUGACCAGAAAUGGUGUGUCUCACAAAGUGGACGACUCUUCUGGAUCCAUCGGGAGGCGCUAUGCCAGGACAGAUGAGAUCGGAGUGGCGUUUGGAAUCACGAUUGACUUUGACACAGUGAACAAGACGCCUCACACAGCCACACUGAGAGACCGAGACUCCAUGCGGCAGAUCAGGGCUGAGGUACACCACCAGUUUUCUAUUCUAGUACACCAUCUGCACAUCAGAGACCAUCCUGUACACGAUGUCUAGAUCUGAUCAGCUUCACACUUCCUCUCUUCUCAGGUGAGCGAGCUGCCUGUGAUCAUUCGGGAUUUGGCUAACGGCACAUUGAGCUGGGCAGAGGUGGAGAGCAAGUACCCCAUCUUUGAAGGACAAGAGACCAGCAAGAAGGACACGGUUGAAGAGUAA